GGGCGUGUUGACGGACCCUCCUGCCAGCUGUGGUUCGGUUGGUGGAACUGACAAAUUGAGCCGAAGAUCCUGCUGUCAACUUUAACAAAGUGCUGUUUCCUCGCGUUGACAGAAGAUGUUUUUUGCCAAAAAGUUUAUCGGUGGCGUCAUUGAUGUUAUCAGCAACAUUGACCCAGCCCAGUUUGUGCCUUCUGAACCUCCUCCACCACGAAGGCCAACUGUAUAUGCAGAGCAGCAUGAGAGUGAUGAGGAGAAACAGUUUCGCAGAGUCUUCCAGCAACUCGCUGGGGAUGACAUGGAAGUGAGCCCAUCUGAGCUGAUGAACAUCCUAAACAGAAUCAUUGCAAAGCAUGACGACCUGAAGACAGAUGGUUUCAGCAUUGAGUCUUGCAGGAGCAUGGUGGCAGUCAUGGAUAGUGACAGCACUGGAAAACUCGGCUUUCACGAAUUCAAACACCUCUGGAACAAUAUAAAGAAAUGGCAGGGAGUGUACAAAUCCCAUGACACAGAUGGCUCUGGUGUCAUUGGUGCAGAUGAGUUGCCCAAUGCUUUCAGAGCUGCUGGCUUCCCCCUCAAUGAACAGCUGUUCCAGAUGAUAAUUCGCAGAUACAGCGAUGAAAAUGGGAACAUGGAUUUUGACAAUUACAUUGGCUGCCUUGUGAGGCUGGAUGCCAUGUGCCGUGCCUUCAAAACCCUGGAUAAGGACAACAAUGGGACUAUCAAAGUCAAUGUUCAGGAGUGGCUUCAGCUGACCAUGUACUCUUGAGUGCGGACAAGAUCUCUCCUGCUUGUUAUACAGAACCACUUUCUUUGACUACUCAGUACAAAAUAUUUUCUCAGCCAUCCCUAUUACUUCCAGUUAUUCAGCAAAUCCCUUGUGUGUGCAGGUUUAUUUACUUCAGUGCAAGUGUUGUGGGAUUGUUCACUGUUCCAGAAUACUUGCAAGACAGAAUUUAUACUGUAUUACCAACCCAGAAAAGUACAACACUGCAGUCACAAUGGUACCCAUAGCUGAGCACCCAAAAGGAAUGCUGCUAAAUGUUCUAUAUAGCCAACAUGAUUCAGGUGAUUCAUAACGAUAAUGGUAUGUUGAAUUGGUGUCAUUUGGUCUGCUUGUAUGGCAUUUGUAUUCGAUCUGCCCCAUGCACUCAAGUCAAAUUGGCAUGCGAGGAGGCAGGCCAACAUUAAGAUGACUUACACUGUGAAAUCUUUCAAAAACCCAAUCUGAAAGCUCCUAUGUGUCUGGUUUCACAAAGAUUAUAUGUUAGAGAGGUCUGUGGAAAUAGGCCAAUGCUUAGUUUUGGCAUUAGACAGUUAAACAAAAAUAGAGUGACAUUUGUUUUUCACACCCAACAUCUCAGUGCCGCCUGCUGCCAAAAACAGGAAAGCCUGCUUCUCUUAUCACCGUAAACAUCAACAGAGGUUACCAGUGUGAAGCUGGAGCUUGGUCGGCCAUGUUUUUGGUUUGGUAGGCCACUCACACUGGUGUUUUCACCUGUGUUGCCUUAUUAUAUCUUCUCUGUGUAGACUGCUUGGUUGACAUCUCGGGCUCAGCUGUCACUUUUGUGACACCUGUUGGUUGUUUUUAUUAUUACAUGAAAUUUAUUGACCUUGUAAAUUCUCAGGAAUACUCCACCAAACUUAAACCUGAGUAGGGCACAAACCAGCCUUCACACUAACUGAAAACACCUGUGAGGUCAUAAGAAUCCUAAGAGUGGAAGUUGUCCCACCUGAACAGGUGCAACAAAACUAACUGGAGUGUUGGGGAAAAGGCUGUCAGUCUGUACACACCCUUGCAGCCCCGAGUGGGUGGACCAUGUCUUUGCAGAGACUUUCAGAUGAACAAGAACCAGACAGAUUUGUACUUAUACAUGUGUGAAGUUUUAUUGUUUGGUAUACCCAGUCAUAUACAUUCUCUUUGUGAAACCAGCCCAAAGUCCACUGACACACAAACAACAACGUGAGACAGCUCACCAUUUUGUUUAGAGCUUAGAGACAAGUAAGGUAGAUGUUUGAAUUAUGAUACAUUUUUGUCACAACCUAUUGCAAGCACAUCAUGGUGUAAUGGUUAGGACACUCCACUAUCUUGCAUCAGAGUUGUACUGGUAAUGUAUAUGCAUAGUAGUCUGGAAUCCCAGUGCGUUUUGUUUGGGCAGGAUAAUUUUGCAUUUCAUGUUUAAUGCUGGUAGUGCAGCUUGGCCACAGCAUUACGUCUCAGCUUACAGAUCACUUUUCUUACCACUGUGUACUUCUUCAAAAUGCCUGCACCAGAUAAUGCCAGCACAAUAUGUAAAUUGCUAAUAUAUCAAAUAUGUGAUAUGCCACUAAUGCAUGCAGUCAGUAGUAAAUUUGCCAGUUAUAGGUACAGCCAGUCAUUAAACUGUUACUGAAAAUGCUUAUUAAAAUAAUACCUGUGCCAUAUUUACAAUAAAAGAAGUAUGUUAAA
Molecule: messenger RNA, 2446 nt
Organism: Chelmon rostratus (copperband butterflyfish)
Lineage: Eukaryota; Metazoa; Chordata; Actinopteri; Chaetodontiformes; Chaetodontidae
Gene: capns1a
Product: calpain, small subunit 1 a
Exons: 11
Coding region: 116-766 (216 amino acids)
Molecular function (GO): calcium ion binding
Source: RefSeq, a predicted model, not a curated record